CACACACACACAAACCACAACAGACACGGAUAACAAAAAUGGCUUCUUGCCGGGUUCCGGACUUCCCGGCCCUUAUGGUGGCUGUGGAGCGUUUGAAGGAACUGGAGAAGCAGAUAAUGGAGGACGACAUGCCAUUCUCUGCGCAAGCCAGCCUCCACCUGACGAAGAUAAGUGCUGCUAUCACGGAACUUGAGGCGGAUCGGCGUGUCGUUCAUGAGCUUUUAGAGGUGGAAACCAUAGAAAACAGCAAGUUGAGACACCAUAUGAACAACACAAGAGAACGAAUGAGCCGGGAAAUGAUGGCUGACGUAGCAGCAGCCCGGGCAUCUAAUUCUGAAGAGAUAGAGCAACUUAAAAAACACAUCAACACAGUUUCUCAGCUGCAAGAAGCCACUGUGAAGAGGCAGGAAACACUCUUUAGGCAGAACGAAGCGCUAUGCCCACAGCGAGAGCAGGUGAAGGCCGAACAUGAAGAGGUCAUCGCGGUUCAGAAUGAGCAAAUCACCUUGAAGUAUAUGUUGCAGAGGGCGCUGGAUGAGACACGGGACCGGAUCGAAGAGCUGAAGUCCUGCACCGCUGCCGCCAAACAGGACAAAUUAACCCUGCAGCAAAAAAUGGUUCUGGAGAGAGAGGCUUUCACCUUGCAAAGAGAUCACCUGUCUAAAUGUUUGGCCCGGGCCGAGGGUAGAGUCAAGCAGCAGAAGCAAUCGAUCAGGAGGGGCGUGGAAGAAUUGGACAGGCAAAAUGUCAAGGAACAAGAAACCCACGACCGGCUGGGUCAGCUCAUGAUUGACGUUGCCAAGCUGGAGAGCAAAUUACGAAAACUGGCGGCAUCUCGCUGCCAGUACGGAAAACAGCUGCGGGGGGAAACGCAAAAGCUUCAAGAAUUGAGCCAACAGCGAGAAAUUCUGAAGACGGACAUGCGUGAGUUGCGGGAAGCCUUUAGGGAUGCCGCCCAGCGUCUCAAAGAACACAUUGCCACAGUGGAAACUAAAAUAGAGGAGGGUCGAGCGUCAAGGUUGCUCCAUCAAGACUCCUUAGCUCAAAUCUAUGAGAUGUUCAAGCAUCAGCGUGACGAGGAGGACGGAGUAAGGGCUGAGCACUUCCACGUCUUGCAGCAGCUGGAGCGCUCCAAGCUGCAGCUGGAGGACCGCAUUGCCUCAAAAGUCAAACACAGCAAUGAGAUCAAAGAGAUGGACAAGCAGAUCCAAGAACUCCUCGAGGCCGACACCAUCACCAAGCGCAUGUUUGAGAGGAAUCAGGGGGUGCUGUGCAACAACAUUGAUACAGAGAAGAAGAACAUCUGCCAUUUCGAGGAGGAGGAGAGACGGCUGACAAGGAUGUUGGCGGAAGCGAGGAGGAAGCAGGAAGAGCAUGUGGCGAAGAUCACCUCAGAUAUCAGCAGCACCAGGAGGAGAUAUCAGCAGCUCCGCCAAGAGGAGAUGGCACUUGAAGCGCGUCAGCCCGAGAGCACGAAUGCCGACUUGCUGAUGAGCAACACAGCCCAGCGUGAGUCGAAAUACAGACAAGAAGAGAGCAAACACCAUGAGGAAAUAGAGCAGUUGGCCGCAAAGGCCUUGAGGAUCACGAGGAGCCACGUGGAGAAGCAGAAGGAGGUGGAGGAGCAGGAAGAGUUGCUGAAUGAGGUGGUUGCAAAGUGGAAUGAAGAGCAAUCAAGGCAGCGGAGGAUAAAUGCACUGACCUCGGAGCUCAGAGGGAAGAGAGAGCAUCUGGAGCUGCUGAUCGGGGGCCUGAAGGAGAGGACGGGCUCUCUGCUGCAGCCCAAGGAGGAAAUGAAGGCGCGGCUGGAGGAGCUGCGAGGGAGGUACAAGGACGCGCUGGACCAACGGGCCUCACAGCUGGGAGCCGUGGAGGUGAGCCUCUACGAGGACCGCGCGGACCUGGAGCAGGUCGGCCUGGAGAACAGCAGGCUGCGACUCUGCGUCAGCCAGAUGACGGGGGACGCGGACCGAGUCCGAGAGGACACAUGCCGAUACCGGCGGGAGGCUCAGCGGUUGCAGCGGGACACGGAGGCCUCGUCCGAGAGCUUGCGGGAUGCGUGGAAUAAGGAUUCGUUGGUAACCCGGGACCAUCAGAACAGCGAUGGCGGGUUGCUGGUGUCGAUGGGGGGCCUGUUGAACCACCUGCAGACCAGGGCGCAGCAGCUGGGGAAUGUCAGCACACUUCUACACCACCAAAGUUUGGACUUCAGCAGACGACUCGGGUAUAAAACUAUUACAACAGAGUUGAGAUGACCAGUAAACUGCGGAUGGAAUAUGAGACAACACAACUUGGAUUAAUUUGUAAGGAUGAAAUUAAAUAAAGCUCCCAGCAACAAAGGUUUAGAGGUUCACUUAAAGUGAUGAGUUUAUUUUUAAUGCAUACACAUAUGUUCCAUUUUCAGUAAAAAAAAACCCAACAGGGAAUUAUUCAUAGAAUUCUUAUUAUUAUUCUAUUUAUAUUUUGUCUCGACAUCUUUUGUUGUCUUUUGACAAACGGCUGUUUAUUCCUGUAUUGCAUUCAUUUUGAACAAAGCUAUUGUUAUGCAAUUAGUUCUUGUGCUUUUCCUCCAACAACAAAUCCAUGUCUGCUGUGUGGACCAUUGCAUUUUUAGGGCUGACAAGCAGCCAAAGUAAAACAACUUGAAUCAAGUUUCCUUGCCUUUUUAACACGUAGACAGUUGUAAAUAAAUCAGUUCCAACAAUUCUUCAUUCCAUUUAGUGACAGCUUGCUUGGAUCCAUGAAAAGCUCCACAGUCACGGGUUACUGCUGCUUUUUUCCACGAUGUCAAAGUCCGCU
Molecule: messenger RNA, 2799 nt
Organism: Pungitius pungitius (ninespine stickleback)
Lineage: Eukaryota; Metazoa; Chordata; Actinopteri; Perciformes; Gasterosteidae
Gene: ccdc175
Product: coiled-coil domain containing 175
Exons: 1
Coding region: 39-2255 (738 amino acids)
Source: RefSeq, a predicted model, not a curated record